Dichotomopilus funicola is the source of this 1320-nucleotide messenger RNA. RefSeq names its product ZIP zinc transporter-domain-containing protein. The coding region runs from base 1 to 1320 and encodes 439 amino acids. The transcript has 3 exons. Gene Ontology annotation, biological process: zinc ion transmembrane transport; intracellular zinc ion homeostasis. Gene Ontology annotation, molecular function: zinc ion transmembrane transporter activity. The record is from RefSeq and is a predicted model, not a curated record. Gene Ontology annotation, cellular component: membrane. Lineage: Eukaryota; Fungi; Ascomycota; Sordariomycetes; Sordariales; Chaetomiaceae.
AUGCCGCGAACCAGCGCCGGGCGCAUCCGCGCCGCAGCCUUUCUGCUGCUUGGGACGCUCGCCUUUACCGUGUGGGCCAGAAGCACGACGACGACCACAACAACCGAGAAAUCCGAGCUUCCUUUGAUCGAGAAUCUCUCCCUCGCCGAACUCGAUUCUCAGCUCCAACAAUGCCCCAUCAUCGUCUCCCUCUCCCAAACCAAAGCCGCCCACCACGCCGCCGCCCCCUCCUCCCUAACCUCCCGUCUCUUCGCCAUCCUCUUCCCCUCCUCCCACCCCGCCAUCAACGCCCUCCUCGCGACCCUCUACAUCUCCGGCCCGCCCAAUUUCUUGUUGGCCCUCUGCCCAACCAACAUUGACCCCGCCUCGCUGAGUAUCAUGGUAGCGUUUGCGGUUGGCGGACUCUUGGGGGAUACGCUGUUUCAUUUACUACCGGAGAUCUUUUUGGGGGAGGAUGAGCCGGAUAGGGUGCGGAUGGUUUUGGUGGAGCCGAAUCGGAAUUUGUUGUUGGGGGUGGCGAUUUUGGGGGGGUUUUUGGUGUUUGUGGCGAUGGAUAAGGGGUUGAGGAUUGCGACGGGGGGUGGGGGGCAUGAUCAUGGGCAUGGGCAUGGGCAUGGGAAUGAGCAUGGGACACAGUCGGAUGAGACGGCGGAGGGGAAGUCCAGCGCGGUGGAGGGUGAAGAGAAGGCGGCAAAGCUGAGGAAGGGGAAGAAGGCGGAGGAAGUGACGGUGGCCGUGGAAGAAAAGAAGGAGGUCAACCCCUCCGUGAAACUAGGCGGGCUACUAAAUAUGAUCGCCGAUUUCACCCACAACAUCACCGACGGCCUCGCCAUGUCCGCCUCCUUCUACGCCUCCCCCACCAUCGGCGCCACCACCACCGUCGCCGUCUUCUUCCACGAAAUCCCCCACGAGGUCGGCGAUUUCGCCCUCCUCGUCCAAUCAGGCUUUUCCAAACGCCAGGCCAUGGGCGCUCAGUUCGUCACGGCUGUCGGCGCCCUCCUCGGCACUCUUAUCGGUAUUGCUGUGCAGGAAUUCGGCGGUGGCAGUAACACUAACAACGCGACCAACGGCGAUGGUGUCGGUGCCGGUGGUAGUGAGAUGGGCAUCCGGGACGGGCUUUGGGGCACGAGUCUCAGUUGGGGUGAUAUGUUGUUGCCCUUUACGGCGGGGACGUUCUUAUAUGUGGGCACGGUGGCUGUUAUUCCGGAGUUGUUGGAGACGGGGCCGAACAAGGCGGCUGAGCUGCGCAAGACGUUGGUACAGUUUGCGGCUAUUUUUGCGGGGGCGGGGAUUAUGUUGUAUAUUUCAUGGCAUGAUUAG